CGUCUCCGUGUGACUUGCAGAUUGCGCUUCGGAUCACCGCUGGCCACAGAACGUGGCGUGUGUAUCAGAGGAUGACUCUCCCCCGUCCUCCCGGUCAAUUUGGUAUCGUCGGAUUUAAAGGGCGAGUUACUAGCAAGUCGGGCUCAUCCCAAGAAAGCGAGACUGUUUCUUAAGGGUCUGGAUAUCACAAUGAAAUAACAGCUCUGAGCGGCGUGCGGGCUUGUCGCGGGAGGAAUACUGAGGCGCUAGGCUCGUCAAGGAGAGGGGGGAAACAGACCCCAAAUACGACGGGAAAGCAGAUCGCAAGCGGAGGGUGAUUUGGCGUGGAAUGUGGGAAAAAAGUGCUGCAACUUCAAAGGCAGACAUGAGACGCUGAAGUCCCGGCGGACACAAAAAGCUGCAGGAAGCUGAAAGGAGGAAGUCCCGCCCCCAACCCCGCACCCCACAAAAGCCCGCAACGAUGGCGCUCGGUGGCCUGGCGUUGGCCUUUUGCCUCUUUUUGCAGGCCGGGCCCCUUGAGGGCUUCCCCGUGGAGCCCACGGGACUGCCCCCGGACGCAGGCCGGUUUCGGGUGGCGGACACCACCCUGACGCACUUGACCGUGCACCGGCAGACGGGCGAGGUGUUCGUGGGCGCGGUGAACUGGAUCUACAAGCUGUCGGACAACCUGACGGAGCUGCGGUCGCACCAGACGGGCCCCGUGGACGACAACGCCCGCUGCUACCCCCCGCCCAGCGUCCGCGCCUGUGCCCACCGCCUGGCGCCCUCCGACAACGUCAACAAGAUGCUGCUGGUGGACUACCGCGGCCGCCGCCUGGUGGCCUGCGGCACCAUCUGGCAGGGCGUGUGCCAGUUCCUGCGGCUGGAGGACCUCUUCAAGCUGGGCGAGCCCCACCACCGCAAGGAGCACUACCUGUCGGGGGCCCGGGAGGCGGACGGCAUGGCCGGGGUGGUGGUCGAGGAGGAGGAGGAGGGCGGGGCGGGCGAGGGGGCGGUGGGUAAGGAGGCGAAGGCGGGCAGCCGGCUCUUCAUCGGGGCGGCCAUCGACGGGAAGUCGGAGUACUUUCCCACGCUCUCCAGCCGCAAGCUGGUGGUGAACGAGGAGAGCGUCAGCAUGUUCAGCCUGGUGUACCAGGACGAGUUCGUCUCCUCCCAGAUCAAGAUCCCCUCCGACACCCUCUCCCUCUACCCGGCCUUCGACAUCUACUACGUCUACGGCUUCGCCAGCCGCAGCUACAUCUACUUCCUCACCCUCCAGCUGGACACCCAGCUCACCCAGAUGGACGCCACGGGGGAGAAGUUCUUCACCUCCAAGAUCGUGCGCAUGUGCGCCGACGACACCGAGUUCUACUCCUACGUGGAGUUCCCCCUGGGCUGCACCAAGGACGGGGUGGAGUACCGCCUGGUCCAGGCUGCUUACAAGCACCGGCCCGGCCGGAGGCUGGCCAGGGCCCUGGGGCUGUCCGAGAAGGAGGACGUCCUCUUUGUGCUCUUCUCCCAGGGGCAGAAGAACCGGGCCAACCCGCCGCGGGAGACCGUGCUGUGCCUCUUCACCCUGCGGCAGGUCAACGAGGCCAUGCGGGAGAGGAUCAAGUCCUGCUACCGGGGCGAGGGGAAGCUCUCCCUGCCCUGGCUGCUCAACAAGGAGCUGCCCUGCAUCAACACGCCCAAGCAGAUCGGGGAUGACUUCUGCGGCCUGGUGCUGAACCAGCCCCUGGGAGGCCUGCACGUGAUCGAGGGCGUUCCCCUGUUCGACGACCGCACCGAAGGCAUGGCCGCCGUGGCGGCCUACACCUACGGAGAGCACUCGGUGGUGUUCGUGGGCACACGCAGCGGCCAGCUCAAAAAGAUCCGAGUGGAUGACAUUCCCCCUCCGGCCCAGAAUGCCCUGCUGUACGAGACGGUGCCCGUUGUGGAGGGCAGCCCCAUUCUGCGCGACAUGGUCUUCAGCCCCGACUAUCAGUACAUCUACCUGCUGAGCAACAAACAGGUGACCCGGGUUCCAGUGGAGAGCUGUGGCCAGUACCGGUCCUGCCGGGCCUGCCUGGGGUCCGGAGACCCGCACUGCGGCUGGUGUGUCCUGCACAACAAGUACGUGCCCAGAGGGCCCCUCCUCUCCGGUCUGCCGCGUGCUGUUGCGGUUGGCGUAGUGCCCUUUGCCCAUCUCGCCUGUGCUGAAUGUAGAUAUAAACUGCUCCCAUCGUCCCCUUACUGUAGGCCCAGCGAAGGCGAGGUGCUGGCUAAGGGACAGGUCCGGUGUACGUCCCCCUCUCCGCGGGACAUCCCGUCUCUCACACAGGGGCACGGAGACAAGCGCGUGGUCAGGCUGGCACUCCGCUCCAAGGAGACGGGCCAGAAGUUCGUCAGCACGGACUUCGUCUUCUACAACUGCAGCGUCCUCGAGUCGUGCCUGUCGUGUGUGAGCAGUGCCUUCCCCUGCCACUGGUGCAAAUACCGGCACAUCUGCACCAACAACCUGGCCAACUGCUCCUUCCAGGAGGGCCGUGUCAGCGGAGUGGAGGGAUGCCCGCAAAUCCUCCAGACGAACGACAUACUGGUCCCGGCAGGGAUGGUGCGGCCGAUCACUCUCCGCGCUCGCAACCUGCCCCAGCCCCAGUCUGGCCAGAAGAACUACGAGUGCGUCUUCAGCAUCCAGGGCAAGGUCCAGCGCGUGCCCGCCGUGCGCUUCAACAGCUCCUGCAUCCAGUGCCAGAACACCUCGUACUGGUACGAGGGAGACGAGCUGGGCGACCUGCCGGUGGACUUCUCAGUGGUGUGGGACGGAGACUUCUUCAUCGACAAGCCAGCUUCCAUGAAAGCGCUCCUGUACAAGUGCCCGGCGCAGCGGGAGAGCUGCGGCCUGUGUCUGAAGGCCGAGCCCAGUUUCGAGUGCGGCUGGUGCACGGCGGAGAAGCAGUGCCUCCUGCGCCAGGACUGCCAGGCCCCCGAGCACAACUGGCUGCACCCGGGGCGGCGCAACGUGCGCUGCAGCCACCCGCGCAUCACCAAGAUCUGGCCGCUGACGGGGCCCAAGGAAGGAGGCACGCGCGUCACCAUCGUGGGCGAGAACCUGGGGCUGCACGUGCGCGAGAUCACUCACGUCAGGGUGGCGGGCGUGCGCUGCAACCCCGUGCCCUCCGAGUACAUCAGCGCCGAGAGGAUCGUGUGUGACAUGGAGGAGUCGUUACUCCCCAACCCCCCAGGGGGCGCCGUGGAGCUGUGCAUCGGCGACUGCGUGGCUGAGUUUCGCAGCCAGUCUGUCCAGAUCUACAACUUCGUGACGCCCAGCUUUAACAAGGUGCAUCCCGACCGCGGGCCGGUUUCAGGAGGGACGGUGAUCACGGUUUCGGGGAGACACCUUGAUGCUGGCAGCUCCGUCACAGUGUUCCUGGGACAAGGAGAGUGCCAGUUUAUAAGGAGGAGUGUCCGGGAGAUCGUGUGCCAGACACCCCCCUCUCUGGCUGCACCGGGACCUACGAACAUAAAGCUGUACAUCGACAAGGCAGAGAUCAUCAGCCCGGACACCCACUAUUCCUACACGGAGGACCCCAUCGUCUCCAGCGUGGAGCCCGGCUGGAGUAUCCUCGACGGCAGCACUCCCAUCACUGUGAGUGGCACCAACCUGCUCACCAUCCAGGAGCCCAGAGUGCGGGCCAAGUAUGGGGGCGUAGAGACCACCAACGUGUGUCAUGUUGUGAACGACUCGGUGAUGACCUGCUUGGCGCCCCGUAUCACCUACACUAAGCGGCUGCCCCCCGAAUCAGGCCUGCACCCCGAUGAGUUUGGCUUCAUUCUGGACCACGUAACCUCCCUGCUUGCCCUUAAUGGGACCCCCUUCACCUACUACCCCAACCCCACCUUCGACCCGCUUGGGAAUUCUGGGAUACUGGAGGUCAAGCCUGGAUCCCCUAUCAUCUUAAAAGGGAAAAACCUGAUUCCUCCUGCCCCAGGGAACACCCGCCUCAAUUACACCGUGCUGAUUGGAGAAACCCCCUGCCUGUUAACUGUGUCAGAGUCUCAGCUGCUCUGUGAUUCGCCAGACCUCACUGGAGAACAGCGAGUCACGAUCGUGGUGGGCGGUCUGGAGUUCUCUCCCGGGACCCUGCACAUUUACUCAGACAGCGCCCUCACCCUCCCCGCCAUCAUUGGCAUCGGGGUGGGCGGCGGGCUGCUGCUCGUCGCCAUCAUCGCCGUGCUCAUCGCCUACAAGCGCAAGACCCGCGACGCCGACCGCACCCUCAAGCGCCUGCAGCUGCAGAUGGACAACCUGGAGUCCCGCGUGGCGCUGGAGUGUAAGGAAGCGUUUGCGGAGCUCCAGACGGACAUCCAGGAGCUGACUAACGACAUGGACGGGGUGAAGAUCCCUUUCCUGGAGUAUCGCACCUACGCCAUGAGAGUCAUGUUCCCUGGUAUCGAGGAGCACCCUGUGCUGAAGGAGCUGGAUUCUCCAGCCAGUGUGGAGAAAGCCCUGCGCCUCUUCAGCCAGCUGCUCCACAACAAGAUGUUCCUGCUGACCUUCAUCCACACCCUGGAGGCCCAGCGCUCCUUCUCCAUGCGGGACCGCGGCAAUGUGGCCUCCCUCCUGAUGGCGGCGCUGCAGGGCAGGAUGGAGUACGCCACCAUGGUGCUCAAGCAGCUGCUGGCGGACCUCAUCGAGAAGAACCUGGAGAACCGCAACCACCCCAAGCUGCUGCUCCGCCGAACGGAGUCGGUGGCGGAGAAGAUGCUGACCAACUGGUUCACCUUCCUGCUGCACAGAUUCCUCAAGGAGUGCGCCGGGGAGCCUCUCUUCAUGCUCUACUGCGCCAUCAAGCAGCAGAUGGAGAAAGGGCCCAUCGACACCAUCACUGGCGAGGCGCGCUACUCCCUCAGCGAGGACAAGCUCAUCCGCCAGCAGAUUGACUACAAGCAGCUGACGCUGAUGUGCGUUCCUCCCGAGGGGGAGGUCGGCACCGAGAUCCCGGUGAAGGUUCUGAACUGCGACACGGUGACCCAGGUGAAGGACAAGCUGCUGGACGCCGUGUACAAGGGAAUCCCCUACUCCCAGAGGCCCCAGGCCGAGGACAUGGAUCUGGAGUGGCGGCAGGGGCGUCUGACCCGAAUCGUCCUCCAGGAUGAAGACGUCACCACGAAGAUCGAGAGCGACUGGAAGAGACUCAACACGCUGGCACACUACCAGGUGACAGACGGGUCUCUGGUGGCUCUGGUGCAGAAACAGGUGUCGGCCUACAACAUCGCCAACUCCUUCACCUUCACCCGCUCGCUCAGCCGAUACGAGAGCCUGCUGCGGACCUCCAGCAGCCCGGACAGCCUGCGGUCCCGCGCGCCCAUGAUCACCCCGGACCAGGAGACGGGCACCAAGCUGUGGCACCUGGUGAAGAACCACGAGCACGCCGACCACCGCGAGGGCGACCGCGGCAGCAAGAUGGUCUCCGAGAUCUACCUCACGCGCCUGCUCGCCACAAAGGGCACGCUGCAGAAGUUCGUGGACGACCUCUUCGAGACGGUGUUCAGCACGGCGCACCGCGGCAGCGCCCUGCCCCUGGCCAUCAAGUACAUGUUCGACUUCCUGGACGAGCAGGCCGAUAGGAGAGUCUUAAAAAGCCCCCUUCUGAAGAUCCGACAUCCUUCAGGAAGAGAAAAAUCCUCUUGCCUGCCGCUGCGGUUCUGGGUGAACGUGAUCAAGAACCCGCAGUUCGUGUUCGACAUCCACAAGAGCAGCAUCACAGACGCCUGCCUCUCGGUGGUGGCCCAGACCUUCAUGGACUCCUGCUCCACCUCCGAGCACCGGCUGGGCAAGGACUCCCCCUCCAACAAGCUGCUGUACGCCAAGGACAUCCCCAACUACAAGACCUGGGUGGAGAGGUAUUACCGGGACAUUGCCAAGAUGCCCAGCAUCAGCGACCAGGACAUGGACGCCUACCUGGUGGAGCAGUCCCGCCUCCACGCCAACGAGUUCAACACGCUGAGCGCGCUGAGCGAACUUUACUUCUACAUUAACAAGUACAAGGAAGAGAUCCUGACCGCGCUGGACAGAGAUGGGUACUGCCGCAAACACAAACUGCGACACAAACUGGAGCAGGCCAUCAGCCUGAUGUCUGGGAGCAGCUGAGCCUGAGGCUGGAGGGGAGCAGCAGGAGGAGGCGGGGGCAG
Molecule: messenger RNA, 6153 nt
Organism: Lepisosteus oculatus (spotted gar)
Lineage: Eukaryota; Metazoa; Chordata; Actinopteri; Semionotiformes; Lepisosteidae
Source: RefSeq, a predicted model, not a curated record